UCCGGAGUAAUUUUUAUUGUUUCCAAAUUUGUCCGGUCUUGAUAUUUAGUCAUGUCGUAAAGGAACGUUGUAUGUACGUUGAACCAUGUGCUCCCGAGCACACAUACAUCUCUCUCGUCCUAUCUAUAUCUAUUAGUACUGUUACAGUCAUAUAUGUCCCGCACAGCUUUCUUACCAUUUAUAAAUACACAUGCAACAAUAAAGUGGAUGUUCAGUGUAUUUUGGGUUAUACUGGCAGUUAUUUGCGAACUGUUACAGUAAGAAAGCUACGGCGACUUCAUGAUGGCUUCAACAGAUAUGGAUAAAGAUCUGCGGACAGACAGACCCUUAACUGAGAAGGGACAAAGUAUGUACGAGUCUUCGGUAGACAAAUACCUAAACAGAUUAAAUGAACAAUGGAAGAACAUUGAACUGAUUAUCAGCACCAUAGACAACAGUGCAAGAUAUUCUGUGUUGUGCCAGUUUGAAGAUGAACUUGAGCAAGGUCACGCAAAACUAACUUUGAUUAAGGAUGACUUUGUUAGAUAUCUCAACAGAACAAAGACAACUGAAAGCCAAGAGUGUUUGGCAAAGUUAACAACAACUUUUGAUGAAAAGACUAACACACUAGAAGAAGCGUUUCAACAAAUCAGCCAUUUAAAAGGAGAGAAAUUGGAAACCGCCUCAGUGUUUUCGCACAGACCCUGGUCAACUGGAUCACGCAUGGACACUGCCGUAGCCGCCCAACGAGCAAAAGCCCAAGCAGCAAAGAUCAGGCUAAAGUACGCGGAAGAAGAGAACCUCGUGUUAAAGAAGAUGGCUCAGCUCGAGGAGCAGGAGAAAAAAGAGAAAGCUAACAUGGAGAGAUCAAAGGCUGAAUUUGAAGCAGAUUUACAACUCCUAUCUGUCAAGAAAGAAGCAGCUACAGCAGAGGCAGAGUUACAUGUUUUCCAAGAAGAAGAUCAAGGAUCUUUGUUCGACGCCUUAUCCGACACUGAAAGACAUCACGACUUUACAAGCAGAGGUCAGUUCUUGGAGACUCGGAGAGUAUUGGACUUUAAUACAGUACGGGAGGACAAUCCUAACCGUACGGACUUUCAUCAGUUACCUGAAACACUACCUCUUCAUGCCAAUGCUGUAUCUGAAGUUGGACUACCUAAAUCCAAUAACCCUCCACUACAAGAAUCUACCUCAUCAAGAACACUUAAUCCCCUCAUAUCAGAGUUCAAACCACAGUCCAACCACCAGUCUGGAACAGUGUACACUCAGUUUUCAGAAUUCUCAAAGUUUCUACUGAAAAAGGAACUACUGAUGUCUCGCCUAAAAAACUAUGACGACAAGCCAGAAUCGUUUGCAGCGUGGAAGGCUACAUUCCAAAGUGUCGUGCGGGAGUUAAGUGUUUCAACAGAAGAAGAAGUAGACUUGCUAAUCAAGUAUUUAGGCCCUGAGUCGUCUAAGCAGGCAAACAACAUCAAGAUAGCAAAUUUCAGCAACCCUGGAUUGGGAUUAUCAAGGAUCUGGGAACGUUUAAAUGACAGAUAUGGGUCUCCAGAGAUGGUGGAGUUCGCCCUCAAGCAGAAACUCGCUAAUGUACCGAAACUCACCAACAAAGAUUACAGAAAGCUUUUUGAGCUGAGCGACAUUUUGUCAGAAAUAGAGGCAGUCAAGGACAACGUUGAAUAUUCCACUCUGCUCGCGUACUUCGACACAUCUUCAGGAAUCCUGCCAAUCGUAAACAAACUUCCACAUGCCCUUCAAGAGAAGUGGACAACUCAUGCUGUGAACUUUAAGAAAAAACACAGCGUAUCAUUUCCACCGUUCUCAGUGUUUGUAGAAUUUGUGAGAGACAUUAGUCGUGUGAAAAAUGAUCCUAGUUUUCAGUACGAGACCAAUUCUUAUGCGGCAACUGAGAAAGUGAUUCACCGCACCAAGAACAUUAACAUAGCUACAAAGAAGACAUUUGGUGAAACUAACAAAGAUACUGUUGAGUGUCCUAUCCAUCACGUUAAACAUUCGCUAAACCAAUGUCGCACCUUCCGAGCAAAACCCUUGGAGGAGAGAAGAGCGUUUGUGAAAGACAAUAACAUAUGUUUCAAAUGUUGUGAGACCACAAGCCACGUUAGAAGGUUGUGUAAGAGGGACAUUAAAUGUACAGAGUGUGACAGUGCAACACAUCCCACAGCCUUACACCCUCCAUUGCCACCGUUGACUAUGAAACCCUCAUCGGCCUAUGGCGGGGAGGUCACCCUUGGGAAUUCAAAGCCUGACAUUGAAUCCAAGUGUACUCAAGUUUGCGGAGAUGCACGAUACUACGGCAAGUCCUGUUCAAAAACUGUUCUAGUCCGCGUGUAUCGAGAUGGUCAGCCUGAUGUUGCUGUUAAACUCUAUGCCGUCAUAGAUGACCAAAGCAAUCGAUCCCUUGGGAAAUCGCAUUUACUGGACCUACUAGGAGUUCGUGGUCAGUUGGCAGAAUACAUUCUGACAUCUUGCAGUGGAUCGAUACCUUCACAGGGACGACGUGCAACUGGUUUAGUGGUGGAAUCCUUAGAUGGAACCGUCAGACUGAAGCUUCCAACAGUCAUGGAAUGUGACGGGAUACCUAAUAUAAUUACUGAGAUUCCAACACCAGAAGUGGCCAUGUCCUACCCUCACCUACGGGGUAUAGCACAGCAUAUACCCGCCCUUGAUGAGGAAGCUGAUAUACUACUACUGAUUGGUCGAGAUCUGUUAGAUGCCCACCAUGUCCUCGAGCAACGACUCGGACCAAGAGCAACUCCAUAUGCCCAACGUCUUCGUCUGGGGUGGGUGAUAGUAGGUGAGAGUUGCCUCAACAGAACUCACAAACCAGAAAUAGUGAAUGUGAACAAGAUCCACACCCUUGGAAAUGGCAGACCAUCCAUGUUUGAGCCAUGUGAAAAUGUCUUUGAAACCAAAGAGAUAUUCAGAGACAACGAAGUUCACAACAAUCGUGACAUCUUCGUGAAAACGAAAAAUGACGAUAAGAUAGCAUUAUCCAUUGAAGAUACAGAAUUCCUUAGUCUUAUGGACAAAGAAUUAGAAAAGGACUGCGAGGGAAGCUGGACAGCCCCUCUUCCUUUUAAGAAACAGAGGCCACGAUUGCCAAACAAUCGACCACAAGCCUUGAAACGAGCGAAGAUGUUGACGGACAGUCUUCGUAAGAACCCUACUAAGAAACAACAUUUCACAGAGUUCAUGGAAAAGAUUUUCAGCGAAGGACAUGCGGAACCUGCUCCAGGUCUAGCAAAGGAUCAGGAAUGUUGGUAUCUACCCUUAUUUGGUGUGUACCACCCCCAAAAACCUGAGCAGAUAAGAGGUGUAUUUGACUCCUCUGCGAAAUAUGGAAACAUCUCUCUGAAUGAUGUUCUAAUGUCAGGACCUGAUCUUGCCAAUGGCCUAUUGGGAGUUCUGCUACGCUUCAGACAGCAACCUAUAGCAGUUAUGGCGGACAUCCAGAGGAUGUUUUACUGUUUUAAAGUCAAGGAGCAGCAUAGAGAUUAUUUGAGGUUUCUGUGGCAUAGAGACAACGACGUUGAGAAAGAGAUUAUAGAGUUCAGAAUGUGCGUCCAUGUGUUUGGAAACAGUCCGAGUCCUGCUGUAGCAACGUACGGUUUGAGAAGAACAGCAGAAAUUGCUGAAAACCAGUAUGGGCAUGACGUUCGCAAGUUUGUCGAGAAGAAUUUUUAUGUCGAUGAUGCCUUAACCUCUCUCUCCUCUCCGAAGGAAGCCAUAAGUCUCCUGAAGCGAACACAAGAAGCACUAAGAACAGAAGGCAACUUGCGGCUGCACAAGAUUUGCUCAAAUUCGAGUGAAGUUCUGUCAGCUUUCGAUAAGGAAGAUUUAGCCAAGGACCUCCGGGAUCUUGACUUCAGUCAUGAUGAUCUUCCAUUACAACGGAGCUUAGGAGUGUGCUGGGACCUUCGUAUUGAUAGCUUUACCUUCCGUGUCCAUGUGGAAGAGAAACCCUAUACCAGAAGGGGUGUUCUCUCUGUUGUGAAUGGACUAUAUGACCCUUUGGGAUUCGCGACGCCCGUGACUAUUGGUGGUAAAUUACUGCUACGUGAAGCAAUGGUGGAGCCAGUGGAGUGGGAUCAACCACUGCCAGAUGAUUUCCGGUCUAAAUUCGAUUCUUGGAAAGAAACCCUUAGUGCCUUAGGAGGCGUAAACAUUCCACGCACUUACAACUCCCUUUCAGGGAAAGGAUGUCCUAAGGACUUAUAUGUGUUUACCGACGCGUCAGAGAAAGCCAUUGCGGCAGUGGCGUACCUCAGGACCUUAGAUGAAGACGGCAACUCACAAUUAGGAUUUGUGAUGGGGAAAGCUAAAGUAGCUCCGAAACACGGCCACACUAUUCCGAGAUUGGAACUGUGCGCUGCCGUUUUGGGUGUUGAAAUCUACGAGACCAUUCUUGAUGAACUUGAAUUUGAACUACGGAAAGUGACAUUUUUUACAGACAGUAAAGUAGUGCUUGGCUACAUAAAUAAUGAAACUAAGAGAUUCUACGUUUAUGUCAGGAAUCGUGUCGACAGUAUCAGACGUCUUACACACCCUAGUCAAUGGAACUAUAUACCGACAAAUCUUAACCCGGCAGAUGAUGCUACACGCUCUAUACCUGCAGUGAACUUGCAAACCAGCCUGUGGUUAAAUGGACCCCCAGAAAACUUCCUAGAGCACACAGAUGAGAAAACUUCAUUUCCGCUUGUGUCACCAGGAGAUGACAAGGAAGUUAGGUCAUCGAAAACUGCUGUUGAAUCAGAGGCGACACUCGGAAGUCACCAUUUUGAGAGGUUUUCCACUUGGAGAAGUUUGAAGAGAGCAGUACGUAUUCUCAAGGAGCUUGCGAGAUUCAGAACAACAGACUGCAAACCUACUCGAGUUUCUGAGAAUGAGUCUGAAACCUUCAUUAUCAAGACUCUUCAAGAGGAAGCAUUUCCCAAGGAAAUGACGGCUUUGCGAUCUGGAUUGCCACUCCCAAAGCACAGCAACAUACUUACGCUAUCUCCAUACCUAGAUGAUCUAGGACUACUACGUGUUGGAGGUCGUCUAAGAAAUGCCAAGUUGGACUCAGCACAGAUAAAUCCAGUCAUCAUUCCUAAACACCACGUUACUACCCUAAUUAUACGACAUUAUCACGAAAAAGUCUAUCACCAGGGUCGUCAGAUUACUGAGGGUUCAAUCCGAAAUGCAGGCUUCUGGUUGAUUGGUGCCAAACGGAUAAUUACCUCAUUCAUACAUAACUGUGUUAAGUGUCGUAAGCUGCGUGGUCGUCAAGAAGAACAAAGGAUGGCAGACUUACCUGCAGAAAGACUUGAAGUUGCACCGCCUUUCUCUUAUAUUGGCAUUGAUGUGUUCGGGCCCUGGACAAUAUCUACGAGGAAAACGCGUGGUGGAGAAGUUAACUCCAAGAGAUGGGCACUGAUGAUCACUUGUCUUGUUAUACGUGCCGUCCACAUUGAGGUUCUAGAAGAAAUGACAUCCUCAUGCUUCAUAAAUGCCUUGAGACGUUUCUGUGCUGUCAGAGGUGAGGUGAAGUUGAUCAGAUCGGACUGCGGAACUAAUUUCGUCGGAUCCGUCAAGGAUUUGAAUGCCAUGGUGAUAAGUACAGAAGACCGACCAAUCAAGGAAUACCUAACAGAGAAUGGUAUCAACUGGAUAUUCAAUCCUCCCCACUCCUCCCACAUGGGUGGAGUGUGGGAGAGGAUGAUCGGUGUAGCACGUCGAAUUCUGGAUUCUCUUCUCCUGGAUGUUAAACGUUUGACCCACGAGGUGCUCACCACACUGAUGGCGGAAGUAAUGUCAGUCAUGAAUUCGAGACCCUUGGUGCCAGUGUCACCCGAUCCAGAGCUACCAAUGCCACUGACACCAGCAACUCUCCUUACAAUGAAAACCAAUCAAUCCGUACAGUGCUUCCAGUUAGACAGUUUCUGUCCUAGGGAUCUGUACAAGAAACAGUGGAAGUGUAUCCAGUACCUUGCUGACCAAUUCUGGGUACGCUGGAAAAAUGAAUACCUUCCUACUCUACAGUGUCGCAGAAAAUGGCAACAGGACCGUGAAAAUCUCAAGGAAGGCGAUGUGGUUCUCCUGCGAGACAAAGCACUACACCGGAAUGAUUGGCCAGUCGGGAUCAUUGUAAGAGCCUAUGCAAGUGACGACGGCAAAAUCCGCAAAGUAGACGUUCGCACAGGACAAGACAGAAAAGUGUUUACAAGAUCUGUUAAUGAUGUUGUUUACCUUUUGUCUGAGUAGUGAUUGUUUAUUAUGUACAUGCAUUGUUUGUAUUGUGCCUGAUGCCGGUAACAGCCUAUUGUAAGAGAUGUUGGGUAGAUUUCUUAUUACCAAGUGUAAUUCCUUUUUUACAUCUGUUCAUUUAAAGGUGAUAUCAAACUGAUAUCAGACGGGGAGUGUUCCGUCUCCGGAGUAAUUUUUAUUGUUUCCAAAUUUGUCCGGUCUUGAUAUUUAGUCAUGUCGUAAAGGAACGUUGUAUGUACGUUGAACCAUGUGCUCCCGAGCACACAUACAUCUCUCUCGUCCUAUCUAUAUCUAUUAGUACUGUUACAGUCAUAUAUGUCCCGCACAGCGUAAGUGUUUUUCAUAAUGUUUUCUUCAUUAGAAUUUGUGUAAAUUGAUUAUUCACUACUUUAUACAUGCAAAAAGAUAGUAUUAUUGUUUACAUAGUGUGUAGAGGAAACUCGAAACGAUUUUAGUCUUGAUACGUAACUGAACAAAUUGCACUCUUAUCUCAUUCUAAGUAUAAUAACUUUAUUCUCGAGACUUAUUUCUACGUCUUACACGUGUAAACUUUUUGUAAACAUAUGCUAGAUUAGGUGAGUAUUUUUCAUACAUAGGUAAAAAAUGUGUAUUGCUAGAUUGUGACAUGAUAUUGUGUGUAUUUUAUUUAGUCUGCAUAAGUUACUGUGUAGGAGAUAACUGAGAUCUAUAAAUAGCUAAAUUUGUGUAUUUUGCUCACUUUACUAGAUUUCUAAGAGAAACCUUGUUUGAAUUUUAAAAGUAUGGUCACCAGUACCUGUCAUAAUCCUGUAUGAUUCUAUUGUCUGUUUUGUUAUCAGAGAUUGUAUUGUAAUAUUAUGUUUUGUUAUUUUUUCAGUUUCUUACCAUUUAUAAAUACACAUGCAACAAUAAAGUGGAUGUUCAGUGUAUUUUGGGUUAUACUGGCAGUUAUUUGCGAACUGUUACA
Messenger RNA from Magallana angulata, 7192 nucleotides. RefSeq lists its product as uncharacterized. The record is from RefSeq and is a predicted model, not a curated record. Lineage: Eukaryota; Metazoa; Mollusca; Bivalvia; Ostreida; Ostreidae. Gene Ontology annotation, molecular function: nucleic acid binding. The transcript is spliced from 2 exons. Bases 280 to 6243 code for a protein of 1987 amino acids. Gene Ontology annotation, biological process: DNA integration.